AUGAUCGUCCCGAUGGCAGCGUAUGCGCAAUUUGGCUAUUCAUACCCGCCCGCCUCGCAGUUGCUCGUGGGCAGCAGCGGGGCGGGCACCGGCGGCGCGGCUACCUCGCCGGACGGGGGUUCGAGUUCGGCGCCACCACUGUCGCCGGGUGGCUCGGCCGUUGCUGGCGGCGCACUGUCGCCAGGCGCCGGUAGCCAUGCCAGCACCCCGGCCGCCUCCUGCUGCGACACGCCGCGCCCCAUCAUCACAGACCCGGUCUCUGGACAGACAGUCUGCUCCUGCCAAUACGAUGGAGCGAGACUCGCCCUUACUUCCUACCCCCGCCUAUCAAGUGCCGCAGUCGGUGUUUAUGGAACACCAUAUCCAUCGACAGAUCAAAAUCCUUAUCCCAGCAUUGGUGUCGACAGCUCAGCAUUCUACUCACCGCUGAGUAACCCUUACGCGCUCAAGGAGGGCGGCGGCGAGAUGUCUGCUUGGACGUCGGCUGGCCUUCAACCCUCAGGCGGCUACUACCCCUACGACCCCACGCUCGCUGCCUACGGAUAUGGAGCCGGGUACGAUUUAGCUGCGAGACGCAAAAACGCGACACGAGAGUCAACGGCGACACUCAAAGCGUGGCUGAACGAGCACAAGAAGAACCCAUACCCAACGAAGGGCGAGAAGAUAAUGUUGGCGAUCAUCACCAAGAUGACGCUGACGCAGGUGUCGACGUGGUUCGCGAAUGCGCGUCGCCGCCUCAAGAAGGAAAACAAGAUGACGUGGGAGCCCAAGAAUAAAACGGACGACGAUGACGACACAAUGCUCUCUGACGAAGAGAAAGACAAAGAUGAACAAGAGGAGAAAAUAAAAACUCACAAAGAUGAGGAGCGAAAAGGAGACGAGAUGCUGCAGGGCAUGCACCAUCAAAUGUUGGGCUAUGGUAUAAAGGAAGAGUCAAAGCGAGGCACAUCCGACUGUGGAGUGCCGAUUCCUGCCUCUAAACCGAAGAUAUGGUCUCUAGCUGAUACAGCAGCAUGCAAAACACCACCACCUGCGGCACAACCGUGGCCGCAACAUGCUUAUGGGCCACCUGAGCGUGCAGCGCCGUCUGAUGGCGGAUCCAAUGGCUUUGCUUUGCCAGCGACAGCCGCUGCAAGUCCGGCUAGUGGUUCUUAUGGGAGGUAUGGUGGAUUUGCUGGUGGGCAAUAUGGUGGGCAGCACCCCUGCGUGCAUCCGGCAUCAUUCCCCGACGUUCAAACCGAUACACCACCUCAAACACCCCCUAACAUGAAGGUUCCCAGCGUCGCCAAUCCACUUGGCAGCGGCGGUGGCUCCGGCUACUGCUUCCCUCGGCAUCAGCAGUCACCUCAACGUGAUCCCUACCACAACCCUCAUCACGCUGCUAACAGUCACCAGCCUAAUCAACCGCAUCACAACGAAGGAUCAGCGGCAUUCAAGCCUUUCUAUAAAAGCUCGCUCCACCACCCCAACGGUUUCGUGCCGGCCGUCUGA
This is a messenger RNA of Spodoptera littoralis (African cotton leafworm), 1491 nucleotides long. NCBI's taxonomy places the organism in Eukaryota, Metazoa, Arthropoda, Insecta, Lepidoptera, Noctuidae. The record is from the annotation of a GenBank genome assembly.